Sphenostylis stenocarpa is the source of this 621-nucleotide messenger RNA. NCBI's taxonomy places the organism in Eukaryota, Viridiplantae, Streptophyta, Magnoliopsida, Fabales, Fabaceae. The record is from the annotation of a GenBank genome assembly.
AUGGCAACCCAAGCCUCCCUCUUCACCCCACCCUUCUCAGGUCUCAAACCCACCGACCGUGUCUCCGUGCCAUGGAAGCAACCCCCCACUUUCUCCUUCCCCUCCCCGAAGCCCCUCAAGUUCUCCAAGACAAUCAGAGCUGCAGCUGCCGAUGAAACUGCAGAGGCAGCCACUAAAGAGGCUCCAGUUGGGUUCACCCCGCCGGAACUGGACCCAAGCACGCCUUCUCCGAUCUUCGGAGGCAGCACUGGUGGGCUUUUGCGGAAGGCCCAGGUGGAGGAGUUCUAUGUGAUCACAUGGGAGUCUCCGAAAGAACAGAUCUUUGAAAUGCCCACUGGGGGUGCUGCCAUCAUGAGAGAGGGUCCCAACCUCUUGAAGUUGGCGAGGAAGGAACAGUGUUUGGCUCUUGGAACUAGACUUAGGUCCAAGUACAAGAUCAAGUACCAGUUCUACAGGGUGUUCCCCAAUGGGGAAGUCCAGUAUUUGCACCCCAAGGAUGGUGUCUACCCCGAGAAGGUCAACCCGGGACGCGAAGGGGUUGGCCAAAACUUCAGGUCUAUUGGUAAGAAUGUUAGUCCCAUUGAGGUCAAGUUCACUGGCAAGCAACCCUAUGAUUUGUGA